GAUGUUGUUCGAUUCCGCGGUGUCGAUAGUUUAUUUCGCUCUCUUCUUCCCGCUCCAUCUCCCUCUAACAACCAUUGUAUUUCAUAUGAUCUUUAUUUUCUACUGCAAACCAAAAUAUAUCGCAUUCAACCAUCAACUUCAUCUCCAUGUUCUAAUAAAGGGUGGCUCAUUAGAGUUUUUCUGUCAAGUUCUUCCAAACUUUAUCUCCUUGAUCUCUUCACUAACCAGAGACUCCGAACUAUGGAGACUAUAAACAAAGUUUUGAAUUUGAUGAACUUUCGAGUUGUGGAGUUGUUUGAACUAUAUACUCCUAGUAAUCUUAAAGGUGAAAUUGAUUUUCAUUAUUUUUGCAGCAUUCGCAAAGUAAUCUUUUCUUCCAUUGAGGGUCAUUGUAUGGUCUUUGCACUGUAUUCAGGUAAAGCGGUGAUAGUUUCCAACAUUGAAGAAAAUACAUAUACCAUGUUAGAGGACGAUGGUGGAGAAACCCAUUGUUUUGAUGAUAUGAUACUUUACAAGGGCCAACUUUAUGUUGUGGAUAAAAUGGGAACAAUAUUCUGGUUCCAUGCUUUGUCUUUCAAGUUGGUUCAGUUUUCACCUAAAAACUUGUACUGUUGUGAAGAAAAUGGGCAUAUAAGGGUGAAUGCUUGCGAAAACAAGAAGAAAUUAGUAGAGUAUGAUGGAAGUCUCUAUGUGGUUGACCUGUAUAUUAAUGAUGAAAGAUAUUACAAAUGGGGUUACUAUUUGAAGGAUGUUUUUGUGGAAGUUUAUAAGCUUGAUCAAGAAUGGGGUAAAUGGUUAAAAGUAAAAGAUUUGGGUGAUGUUUCAUUUGUUUUGAGUAAAGACUCAAACUUUGCAUUGUUAGCUCAAGAUUAUUAUGGAUUUGAAGGAAAUUGCAUCUAUUUCUAUUUUGAUCACAAGGCUUCUUGUUUCAACUUGAAGAAUUUAGAGACUAAGGUUGCUGACAUUUUUUGGCCUUGUCCAACUUUGUUCCAUCCUGUGACCAAUUAAUUUGUAAGUAUAGUAAUGCACAUAAAUAUGAUACAUGGUUUUAGUGUCUUGUGGUGGUGACUUGUCUUUUUUUAAUAUGUAUACAGAUUUAGAUUCGGGAUGGCGCACCCUCAUGCAAGAUCGG
Molecule: messenger RNA, 1132 nt
Organism: Medicago truncatula (barrel medic)
Lineage: Eukaryota; Viridiplantae; Streptophyta; Magnoliopsida; Fabales; Fabaceae
Product: F-box protein At4g35733
Exons: 1
Coding region: 241-1008 (255 amino acids)
Source: RefSeq, a predicted model, not a curated record